CUCUCUCUCUCUCUCUCCCCAUUACGAAUUCAGAAAAGAGAAUUCGAAAGUAGGAAUAAGCAUGGUGGAUAUACAACCAUCAGACGUCCCUUUGAACGGCGUCGGAGAACCCCUCGCGGUGGUUUCAUGUGAGACCGUUGCAUCCAAACGCCAGCGACGUCCCAGCUUCCGCUUAGGCGAUAUCGGCGGCGGUCAACCUUACGACUCUCAUUUCCGACGAUCCUCCUCUUCCUCCGGAUCCGGCGCCGCUUCCAAGCAGUGGAAACACCAAUCCCAUCUUCCGCUAAGCCCCUCAGCAGCCGUCGCCAAUGCUAAAUCGUCCAAGACUCGCGCCCUAACCAAUCUCAGCACUGACGUCAACGCCAGCAACGAGACCCUCGAUAACGAAAGAGAAGCUAACAACAACAACGGAAAUUUAGACGGCGUUGCGAUUAGUAGCUGGAGAGUCAAAGAUUCCAAGAAACGGGGGAACACUACGAAGCGGGUUCGAUCCAAUUGGGUCCCCAAAUUCGACGAUUCCAGUGGCGGAAAUCUCAACAUCAGCAGCAAUAAUGCGGAAACAGAGGGAAAAUACAGUGGCAACGUUGAUAACGAUGACUUCGAAUUGGAGAACUCGGAAAGUCCCAUGAAGAGCCAGAGUCCAGUACUUUCUUUGGAUAAACUGCGUGUCAAUGGCAAUGAAAGGGAAAUUCUUUAUCAUGGGAGUAAUCGAAGGAGGCCAAUUCGGACUCGGGUUCCAGAUGGGAUUGAGUUAUCUGGGCCAUCUGAUACCGAAACGAGACGGUGUGAGGAAGAUGGGGUUAGGAUAUGGUUGAGUAGUUUGGGGUUAGGAAGGUAUGCCCCGGUUUUCAAGAUCCAUGAAGUGGAUGACGAGAUUUUGCCAUUGUUGACAUUAGAGGAUUUGAAGGACAUGGGAAUAAAAGCAGUUGGCUCUCGAAGGAAAAUGUUUUGCGCGAUCCAAAAGCUCGGUAAAAGCUUUUCGUGAUGGUUUUUUGAUAUGGUUGUAGGGUUUCUGAAAGCAGAAUUUUGUCAGACAUGACAAUGUAAGAAGCUUUUUGUAUGUUUACCUUCUUUUUAUAGUGAAAUGUAGGAGAAUCAGUAGGAUUUUUUGUUAGUGUUGCAACUUCUUUGCAGUGCAUUGUGCUAACUACUGUUUGUUGAGAACUUUAUUGGGAAACAAUGAGAUAAUACCAGCUUUUCUUUUGGUUAAAGGAAAGUGGUUGACAGAACUCAUAAGUAAGGUAAUUUA
Messenger RNA from Hibiscus syriacus, 1249 nucleotides. RefSeq names its product ankyrin repeat and SAM domain-containing protein 6-like. NCBI's taxonomy places the organism in Eukaryota, Viridiplantae, Streptophyta, Magnoliopsida, Malvales, Malvaceae. The transcript has a single exon. The record is from RefSeq and is a predicted model, not a curated record. The coding region runs from base 62 to 985 and encodes 307 amino acids. Gene Ontology annotation, molecular function: protein binding.